Messenger RNA from Ostrea edulis (European flat oyster), 4570 nucleotides. RefSeq names its product fibrillin-1-like. Gene Ontology annotation, molecular function: calcium ion binding. The transcript is spliced from 24 exons. The coding region runs from base 86 to 4465 and encodes 1459 amino acids. The record is from RefSeq and is a predicted model, not a curated record. Lineage: Eukaryota; Metazoa; Mollusca; Bivalvia; Ostreida; Ostreidae.
AAAAUUUCUUAUGUUUCAGAAAGUCAGAAAGAAAUGAAAAAAAAAAAUCAAUAUCAAUAGAGGAAUAAAUCUUGAUGUAUUAUGCAUGUAUAAAAUACAGGUGCCCCUAGUGAUGACGACUUACAUGAUGUGGACUUUAUUACUAUGCCUGUUUGUAUUUGUGAUUUCCGGGACCGAAUCUCAGUCGUUCACAGAGCGCCAACUGACCCCAGAAAGUGCCGUUUUGGUACAGUCUUUCCGGAAGUACCUGGCUGGUGUGGAAAGGAAGAGACGAGAUGAAUUAGAGAGGACUGGAAGAGCGACCUCCAACUCCACUAAGGACCCAAUCUGUAGUUUACUCUGCACGGAUAGAAAAGAUUGCGGCAAUAUCAUCCAAAAUUUCGGUCUUUACCUGGAUCCAAAAUCAGCACUACGGAUGUGUAAGACAGGACCUAAGAGUUCCCAUGGAAUUCUCAUCCAGAGUAAUUACGACACGUCCCCAUACUGCCAAUAUCUACAGUCUCACUUUAACAUCUGUGAAAACAAGACAGCGGUAAUGGAGAUCGGAUGCCAGUUUACUUGUGAAAAAUGCAAAGUUUGCGACGACGAUGAAUGCAAAUGCAGUAAAUAUUCUGAAGGAAACUACGUAGAUGGCCGUUAUGUUUGUAAAUGUAACAAAGGCUUCCGCGGAGAUGGGUUUACUUGUAUCAAUGUGAAUGAAUGCAAGGAGAAGACGGACGACUGUCAUAAGACACGAGCUAUCUGUACGGACCUGACACCGUUCUGGAAGUGUCACUGCAAGACGGGAUACAGCGGGGACGGUAAAACCUGUGAAGAUGUUAAUGAGUGCACGAAGAAGGCGUUUCCCCCCAACAAGGCCUGUGAUAAAUACGCCACCUGCAUUAACACGAUAGGGAGCUACUACUGUACUUGUAAAACAGGCUAUUCUGGAGACGGAUUCUUCUGUGAAGAUGAAGAUGAGUGCAAGUUAGAAAAAGACACCUGUGCUCGUGACUCCUCCAAGAAGAGAACAGCUUCAUGCACAAAUAACCAUGGCUCCUACACAUGUAAAUGUCAUGAAGGAUACAAGGACGUUGGGAAAACAAAAGACGGGAGGAAUUGUGUUGAUCGUAAUGAGUGUUUGGAGGGGAACCAUAACUGCCACGUGAAAAAUGCUAAAUGCAUAAACACCAUUGGUUCCUUCAGAUGUACGUGUAAUGCGGGAUACACAGGCGAUGGAGUAAGAUGUGUCUGGAACAAUCCAUGUCUCUCACUCGAUAAUAGAUGUCACAAGUAUGCCAGAUGUAUUCCUAAUUUCAAAGAAGACAAGUACAGAUGUGAAUGUUUGAAGGGCUUCAAGAGUAUUGGAUCACCAGCCGGUGAAAAUUGUGCAAAUAUUAAUGAGUGUACUCUGGGAACGCAUGGUUGUGACCGAAGCAAAACUCGAGCCACGUGUACAGAUACGGUAGGAAGUUACAAUUGUUCCUGCAAUAUCGGCUGGGAAGGAAAUGGAACGCCAAACUGUGCUGAUAUAAAUGAAUGCUAUCGUGGCACCCACAAUUGUGCUAAAAAAUUAGCCAUUUGUGUAAACACCCCAGGAUCCUUCCGAUGUACUUGUCCCAAAGGUUAUGCAUUGGCAGCGGACAAGAAAAGCUGUGUUGAUGUCAACGAGUGUCUCUUGGGUACACACAACUGCCAUGCGAAUGCCAAGUGCACAAAUACUGUGGGUUCAUACAUCUGUGAAUGCAAAAUCGGAUUCGAAGGUUCUGGACAAAUGUGUAGAGACAUAGACGAAUGUAGGCGGGGAACACACAACUGUGACGCGGAGGCUACAUGUUCCAACACCAUAGGCUCUUUUACGUGCAAAUGUAAUUUAGGAUUUGCAGGAAAUGGAGUAGAUUGCAAAGACAUCGAUGAGUGCAAACUACGUACAGACAACUGCAACGACACUUACACAACAUGUAAAAACACCAUCGGAUCUUUUCGCUGUCUGUGUAAUGCUGGGUUCGAACCACUCAACAAUGAUUGUAGAGACAUCAACGAAUGUUUAAGAAACACACAUCCCUGUUCUAAAUACGCCACCUGCACUAACAUCUGGGGAUCGUGCACCUGUCGAUGUAACAAGGGAUUCACAGGAGACGGGAUGAAUUGUACAGAUUUCAAUGAAUGCCUACAAGAAGCAGAUAAUAACUGUCCGAGACCUAAACCGGGAGUGUGUACUAACACCAUUGGAUCCUACAGGUGUUCUUGUAAGAAAGGAUAUGAGUACAAGGGAAAUAAAUGCAUAGAUAUCGAUGAAUGCGCUCUGGGAAUACACGCGUGCAGAGGACAUUCUCAUUGUGUCAACACUAUAGGAUCCUAUAAGUGUGUAUGUAAUACAGGAUUUGAACUGAGAGGCACAGAGUGUGUUGACAUUGAUGAAUGCAAAAGACGAACAGAUAAGUGUGACAAAAAAACAGGAUACGCCACUUGUACAAAUACAAUCGGAUCGUACACAUGUAAAUGCAACACAGGAUUUGAAGGAAAUGGAUUUGUAUGCAGAGAUAUCAAUGAGUGUGAGAGAGGGACAGACAAAUGCCACAGCCGAGCUGAUUGCACUAACACAAUUGGGUCCUACAAUUGUUCAUGUCGUACUGGUUUUGAAGGAAGCGGAUUUACAUGCACAGAUAUUAAUGAGUGUACAAGAGGGACGCACACAUGUGAUAAACGGAAUUCACCGAAACGGGCAAAUUGUACCAAUACAAUCGGAUCGUUCACGUGUAAAUGCAACACCGGAUUUGCUGGAAAUGGACAUACCUGUCGCGACAUCAACGAGUGUACAAGCAAUACGCACAAUUGUCAUCGUCCACAUGCCGAAUGUUCUAACACGAUUGGGAGCUUCACCUGCAAGUGUAAGAAAGGAUUCCGAGGAGACGGCUACAUAUGCAGAGACAUCGAUGAAUGCAAGGAAAACACACAUAACUGCCACAGACCCCAUGCCUGGUGUGACAACACGAUUGGUUCCUUUAGAUGUAGAUGUAAAACAGGCUACACAGGGGAUGGGUUCACGUGUACAGCCAUUAAAUCGUGUAAGGAGGGACGAGAUGACUGCAGUAAAUACGCUAAGUGCACGGAUCUGUCAGUAGGAGGGACUUAUUCGUGUGAUUGUUUCUUUGGUUUCUUUGGAAAUGGAAAAACGUGCACCGGUAGUCGAGGACGUCAAUUUCUUGUACUCUUCAUGAAGAACAUUGAUCCUCCAACAGAAACGAAACCUAAACCAAAGUUCGCAGAGAUUUAUAUCGCGUCCGUAGAUAAAUCAGAUGUCAAAGUUUCUUCCUCUGGCGCAUUGUCAUCAAAGAUAAAGGCAGAGAUAAAUCAGAGAUUGUCAAUGACACCGAAUUCGCAGAAAAUAUUAAGGAUAACACAUGAAAUUCGAGCCAAUGAUUUCAAAGUGGAGAACAAGGCUGUAAUGGUGGAAACAACUGGAGUGACGUCAGUGUUUGCACUGAAUCAUGACGGAUUCACCUCUGACAGUACCCUCAUCUUACCGAUAGACAGACUGGGUACCAAGUACAUUGUACCUUCUACAGAACCGCACAAUAGCCGUAUCUCAGAUUACAACAGCCAAAUUGCAUUUGCGGCUGCAAAAGACAGAACGCGUGUGACCGUGACACUGAAACUCAAAAGUGGACAAUCCAUUGAAUAUCAAGGCAAACGGUAUAGGGAUGGGGGCGAAAUUAUAGUCACUUUAAAUAAAUACCAGACCUUUGAAUUAGCACAUAAUGGGGAUCUGACGGGCACCAUGAUUUUUGCAAAUAAUCCUGUGGCUGUUUUCUCUGGAAAUCGAUGUAACAAACUCAAUCGUUAUGGUUACUGCAGUCAUCUGGUGGAGCAAAUUCCACCUGUAGAAAGCCUUGAUGAUGUAUAUGUUGUUCCUCCACAUGUUGAUAGAAGUGGCACCCAGAUACGGGUGGUGGCUGCUCAUGGUGGAUCCACAACUUUCUCGUACACAGUAGACAAAUCCAAAAGUACUAAGACUAUCGGCACAUACCAAAACUUUGAUAUCAAAGUAACAGGAAAACAGACAGUAGUGGUAGAAGCCAAGCAACAGGUGCUUGUUUUGAGUUUUGCUCUUGCCGCAUUCAGAUCCUCACACGGAGACCCUUACAUGACAAUGGUACCCGGAGUUAAUCAGUAUGUCCAUCAGUAUCACAUCGCCGUACCGCAAGGAUUUGAGCAGAACUAUUUGGUCAUGAUUGUCCAAAAAAGUUCCAGAUCCAGUUUGCUGUUGGAUAACGACAGUAUAAGUUCUGCAAAUGUCGCAUCAGAGAGUACUGUUAACGUGAAAGGCACGGAUUACGUCGUCUUAACAGUAAAAAAUGUGAAGUCGGGCGGUCACCGUGUGGAAACGAAGGACAAGUCCCGUUUCGGUCUGAUGGUUUAUGGUCAUAGUCACGACGAUGGAUACGGUUUUGCAGCUAACAUCCUUGGACAAGGGAAAAUUUAAAUUUUGAAAAUGUACAUCGGGUUAUUUGACUGUAAUUCCACUGGUUAUUAAAUUGCUAGGAAAUCAAUUUCAUGUCGAACAAUAAUAAAUCUGCAUGAAGAGUAA